AUGACAAGUGUUUUGGGACGUGCGACUGCCGAACAAUUGGAUAAGAGGCUUGGAUUGGGAAUGAAACAUGUUGCCUGUGAAACUCGAAUCACUGGAUAUUAUAUGAAAAGACAUUGCCGUAAAGUCUUCCACUCUUCGAUGAGAUGCGAUUUGGAAGGUAAGUGGAAUCUGGGAAAAAUUCAGAGUCUUGAUCUGCAAAAAAAUAAACUAGACGCAAUUUUUUCCAACCGCAGAGUGUGUGUCAGAUCUCAAAAACUUCGACAUUCUCCAGGCCUUUUCUCACCUCACCUCAGAGUAAACUUUGAAAAAAUAUUUGCAUUGAAAAACCAAGAAAAAACGUUCAAUGACGUAUACAUUUAUUUUUUGGGUAGGUAAGUAGUAGAAGUAGUUCUCAUAAAUUACUCAUUGUACUUACAUACAAAAGGCCUCCGCCCGAAUCGCAAACAAAAAAAAAGUACGCGGUUGUAUAUUUUUUGAAGGACUGAAUGGACUGUAAAUCGGCACUUUGUGAUUAAUACAACAUGUUUUUUUGUUUCAGAUUCUGAGAAAAGACGUGUUCAAAAAAUAGCCAAAUUGUGUUGUGAAGAUGCGACAAGUUGUGAACCAACCGAGUUAUUUGAAGAAUUUUGCUGUUUGGAUGAUAAUUGUGGCAAUGAUUGUAAAGUGGUGAGUUGCUCAAAAUCCGGAUUUUGUUUUCUAAUUUUUGGUUGUUUUGUGGUUUUUAUUUUAGAUCAUUUUGUUGUUCUCAAAUGAUUCCCAAAUCCGAUUUAUUUUCAAAAACAAUAUUUUUUUUGCUAAAUAUUUAUCGUGAAUUUUUCUAGUGGGAUGAGGCAUCGGAAGAGAUCGAAUUAUCAAAUCUUAUCCAUUCAUCGGACGAAUAUUUUGAAGAGAUUCAAGAUAAACUAAUCGCCAAAAUGAAAAUUGGAAUAUCUGGAGAACUUCUACCAACAGAUUUGAAAAUAUAUAGCAAAGAAAAUCACAUGGAAUUGAUUGAUGAAAAUGAGGAAUUGAUUCGAAAACACUUCAAAGCUCAUCGAUUACAAACAGCACAUUUAGCCAAAAUUCUUAAUUUGAUGUAG
Molecule: messenger RNA, 1079 nt
Organism: Caenorhabditis angaria
Lineage: Eukaryota; Metazoa; Nematoda; Chromadorea; Rhabditida; Rhabditidae
Source: the annotation of a GenBank genome assembly